Mollisia scopiformis is the source of this 714-nucleotide messenger RNA. RefSeq lists its product as uncharacterized. Bases 1 to 714 code for a protein of 237 amino acids. The transcript is spliced from 2 exons. The record is from RefSeq and is a predicted model, not a curated record. NCBI's taxonomy places the organism in Eukaryota, Fungi, Ascomycota, Leotiomycetes, Helotiales, Mollisiaceae.
AUGAGCUCUUCAACUGGUGCCGCAGAGAACUCCAAGCGUCGGGACAACAAACCACUCAAGAGACCGGAUAUGUCUGAUCCCAAUACCCUGGUCAAGCUGACUUGCACUGCUGAGGGCGAAGAUUACCCCUUUACGGUUCACAAAGAAUACGCCUGUUUCCACUCUUCCGUCUUGAACCGAGCGUUCAACAGCGAUUUUAUCGAAGGCCAGAAUCAGGAGUACAAAUUCGAUGAGGCGAUCCCAAGAUAUCCGAUCAAGCUGCUGGUUCAAUGGUUAUACCAAGAACGCUGCAAGCUCGUACAACAGACCGAAGGAUGGGGCUAUGAUAUGGAGGUUGCAGAGCGCGAAAAGAUUGUUGAGGAAGAGGACAUGGGCUUAGUUCAACUGUGGGUUCUUGCCCAAUUCUUGAUCAUGCCUAAACUUCAAGACUGGAUCAUGGACGGUAUCACGGCAGCUUCCUUCUACAAAGCCGCUGCUCCUACAAAUACUUUCCCAUGGGUUUACGACAAUACGGAGGUUGGCAGUCCCUUGAGGAAGGUUAUGGUUUUGCUCUCUUCCGCUUAUCUCCACUCGGCACCCUUCAGAGAGAACUCGCAACAUUAUCCCCACGAAAUGCUGGUGGACUUACUGAUGUACCAACAAGAGCAAGUCGCCGGAACAAACAUGGAUGCAUACGAAGCUAUCAGAGAAGUGUGCUAUUUCUGGCAGGGUUAG